Messenger RNA from Peromyscus californicus insignis, 3259 nucleotides. It is a transcript of the gene Hipk4, whose product is annotated as homeodomain interacting protein kinase 4. The record is from RefSeq and is a predicted model, not a curated record. Bases 542 to 2392 code for a protein of 616 amino acids. The transcript is spliced from 4 exons. Lineage: Eukaryota; Metazoa; Chordata; Mammalia; Rodentia; Cricetidae. Gene Ontology annotation, biological process: peptidyl-threonine phosphorylation; peptidyl-serine phosphorylation. Gene Ontology annotation, cellular component: nucleus; cytoplasm. Gene Ontology annotation, molecular function: protein serine/threonine kinase activity; ATP binding; protein tyrosine kinase activity.
ACACACACACACACACACACACACACACACACACACACACACACACACUCCCUCCCUCUAACUUGGGAAAUCUUUCCACAUUCUCACAUGCCUAUCAGCAUGUCCCUAUUUCUGAACACCCAAGGUCAAUGAUUAAAAUCCCUGAGUCUACCCUGUCAGCUUCUCCAGGGUUCCAUCAGUGGGUGGGGGAGGGGCCCAGCCUGGCACCCCACCCCCCAUUCUAGCCGAGGACUCAGGUCUCUAACAACAGAAUCAAAGCCACUCAGCAACGCUGGAAUCCAUUCAGGGGGGCCUGAGCCCCCUCAUCCCAAGCCAGGAGGGCUUUGGGGGGAGGGGUGUAGCCCCUGGUAGACUCAUUGUGUGGCCAAGAGGGUCAAGGGGUGCCAGGGAGGCAGGGGCUAGCCUCAUCGGGAGAGACAGGAGUGUGGUUAUCUUUCCCCCGCUAGGAGGACUGAAAGACCAUCAUCAGGGUGGGACGUCUAGGCAGCCAAGCAAGUGGUUCAGUGGGAAGGGCAGAGUAGUGACUGGCAGCCAGGGCACCAUGGCCACCAUCCAGUCAGAGACUGACUGUUACGACAUCAUUGAGGUGCUGGGCAAGGGCACCUUCGGAGAGGUGGCCAAGGGCUGGCGUCGGAGUACAGGUGAAAUGGUGGCCAUCAAGAUCCUGAAGAAUGACGCGUACCGAAGCCGCAUCAUCAAGAAUGAGCUGAAGCUGCUACGAUGUGUACGAGGCCUGGAUCCCGAUGAGGCCCAUGUCAUCCGUUUUCUUGAGUUCUUCCACGAUGCCCUCAAGUUCUACUUGGUCUUUGAGCUACUGGAGCAAAACCUUUUUGAGUUCCAGAAAGAGAACAACUUCGCACCUCUUCCUGCCCGGCACAUCCGCACUGUCACCCUGCAGGUGCUGAGAGCACUGGCCCGGCUCAAGGAGCUCGCCAUCAUCCAUGCUGACCUCAAGCCUGAAAACAUUAUGUUAGUGGACCAGACCCGCUGCCCCUUCAGGGUAAAGGUGAUUGACUUCGGCUCGGCCAGCAUAUUCAGUGAGGUGCGCUAUGUGAAGGAGCCAUACAUCCAGUCCCGCUUCUACAGGGCCCCAGAGAUCCUGUUGGGGUUGCCCUUCUGUGAGAAGGUGGACGUGUGGUCUCUGGGCUGCGUCAUGGCCGAGCUACACCUGGGCUGGCCUCUCUACCCGGGCAAUAAUGAGUAUGACCAGGUGCGCUACAUCUGUGAGACGCAGGGCUUGCCCAAGCCCCAUCUGCUGCAUGCCGCCCGCAAGGCUCACCACUUCUUCAAGCGGAACCCCCACCCUGAUGCCACCAACCCCUGGCAGCUGAAGUCCUCUGCCGACUACCUAGCUGAGACCAAGGUUCGCCCACUGGAACGCCGCAAGUACAUGCUCAAAUCCUUGGACCAGAUUGAGACAGUGAAUGGUGGCGGGGCUGUGAAUCGGCUGAGUUUCCCAGACCGGGAGGCGCUGGCCGAACAUGCAGACCUCAAGAGCAUGGUGGAAUUGAUCAAACGCAUGCUAACAUGGGAGUCUCACGAACGCAUCAGUCCCAGCGCGGCCCUGCGCCACCCCUUCGUGUCCAUGCAGCAGCUGCGCAGUGCCCACGAGGCCACCCGCUACUACCAGCUGUCCCUUCGUGGCUGCCGUCUGUCCCUGCAGGUGGAUGGAAAACCACCCCCGCCUGUCAUAGCCAGUGCAGAGGAUGGGCCUCCCUACUACCGGCUGGCUGAGGAGGAGGAUACUGCAGGCCUGGGUGGCAUGGCAGGCAGUGGGUCCUUCUUCAGGGAGGAGAAGGCUCCAGGAAUGCAGAGGGCCAUCGACCAGCUUGAUGACCUGAGUCUUCAGGAGGCCCGACGAGGGCUGUGGAGUGACACACGGUCCGACACGGUCUCUGACAUGCUGGCCCCACUCAAAGUGGCUAAUCCUGGCCAUCGAGUCCCUGACUCAGGCCCGGAGCCUAUCCUGGCUUUCUAUGGCAGCCGCUUGACCGGCCGCCACAAGGCCCGCAAGGCCCCGGCAGGCUCCAAAUCUGACUCCAAUUUCAGUAACCUUAUCCGGCUAAGUCAGGCUUCACCAGAGGAUGCUGUGUCCUGUCGGGGCAGUGGCUGGGAGGAAGGAGAAGGCCGUGGGGCCUCCACAGAGCCAUCUAUCAUCCCACAACGGGAAGGAGAUGGGCCCAGCAUCAAAGACAGGACCAUGGAUACUGAGAGGUCAGGCCCUGAGCUCUUCGAUCCAAGCAGCUGUCCUGGAGAGUGGCUGAAUGAGCCAGAAUGGACCCUAGAGGGCAUCCGGGGGUCUCGAGCUCAAGGGCUCCCCGCCCGCCAUCCCCACCCACAUGGGCCACCCAGGACCACCAGCUUUCUGCAGCAUGUUGGAGGGCACCAUUGACGGGGACCCCAUCCCUAUUGUUUUCUGGGGUCUGAGCUAGCUGGGCUGGCAUCCCCUCUUGCUUUGAAAUGGCUCCUUAGAGCCAUCCUGUGAACCCACAGAUUAUUCUUACAGAAAAAUAGCUAUCCAGAAUAUUCCUACUCCCUGCCCCUGGCAACAUGCCUAUAUCCCACCCUAAACGUUGGAGGCCUUUAGGGUCUGGCCUGAGGCUCUGAGGCCAGUGAGUCAGGAAGAGGACUACACCUCACUGGCCAGGACUGUGCCUGGGCCCACUUGCCUCUGUGUAUUUCAAUAAAUAACUGUUCCAAACCCUGCUCCUGCCUGUUACCACCGCGUGAACCUGUACUACCCAUACGGAGCCCGGUCUGCCUCUGCCAGGCUGUGACUGGUUGGCUACUGGCUGAGGCCAAAGGCCCAGCUACUACGGCACUGGAAGAGAAAAGCUGUGCUGGGCACAGUAACCUGUUAUUCCCUAAAUAAACUAAAUUCAACUUGGCAUGGUGGAGAGGGUUUGUAAUUCUAAGUACUCAGGAGACUGAGGCAGGAGGAGAAUUACAAUGACAAGUUCAAGACCAGUCUGGGCUUAUAGUGAGAUCUUGUCUUAAAACUAAAAGGGGGAAAAAAAAAGAGCCAAGGGCUUGGCCCCUUGGGAAUCUGCCCUCAGAAUGUUCUCUGUUGGACACACGUCCAUCUGAGUUUGCAAGCACCACUGACUAGUCCUCUGUAUUUGUGACAGGCUUGGCAUGCUCGCUCACGCACGCUCAGGACAUGCUAAGUGAAACGCACUGGUGGGAAUAAAUUCUGACCUGGCACAUGCUCUGUUGUUCAGAUCUUCUGGUCUCUCUGGGCCCCGCCACCCCCACCCCU